This is a messenger RNA of Zootermopsis nevadensis, 1715 nucleotides long. Lineage: Eukaryota; Metazoa; Arthropoda; Insecta; Blattodea; Termopsidae. The record is from RefSeq and is a predicted model, not a curated record.
CGUCCAGGGUACUCCGUCACGAGCAGCCCCGCGGAAUUCAAGUGGAAAAGCGCCCCAGCCUGUCAGCUGUCUUAUCUGAGAACAACGCGCCUAAACCCCAGUCCGCGGUCGACACUUCCCGCUUGCUGGAACUGGGCUUCGAAUAUUUCGCUUCAAAGUGGGGCAGGAACCGACAAACUUCGCGGAGUUUCUUAAGAAUACCACCAACUAAAACUUGCCUGCCGCCAUGAUGAGGGUGAUGCUGGCCCUAGUAUGCGUCGCAGUGGCUGCGUCCUACCCAACGGACACCCCGAUCUCCGAGCAGCAGAACAAUGAACUCGCCACGCCAGACGACGCCGGCGCACUGGGCGACGACUGUGAGUUUGAGGACGUGUCACCACCAACAACAAAGAGAAGACAAGAAGAUGAGGACAAACCCGCUCCAGUUCAUCGGCACUGCUCCAGUCGGAUCUACCUAAAUUUACCGGAGGAGGAAGAUACCGCCCUUCCAAGACUUGGACGAGGAGGAAGGCCGAAUUACAACUUCGUAAGAUUCGGUCGUGGUGGAAAGAACGACAACUUUGUUAGAUUCGGUCGGGGUGGCAAACAGGAUAACUUCAUACGGUUCGGUCGCGACAGGUCCGACAACUUCGUACGACUUGGACGAACAAGAGCGGACAAUUUCAUAAGAUUCGGGCGUGGAAAACAGGAAAAUUUCAUCCGCUUUGGGCGAGACAAACAAGGCAAUUUCAUUCGGUUCGGCAGAGGAAUGAAAAAUAGCGAUGAUAACGACGAAACUUUCAGACUUGAGGACACGGACGUAAACCCCGAAAACGAAUUCUCCGCCAGCAGUAAUUUGAGGGUUGGGCGUAGCGGGAAGUCGGAGGGCGACUUCAUUCGUUUCGGCAGAGCCCGACCCAGCAAUUUCAUUCGGUUAGGUCGUGGAGACGAUGAUCUUAGACAACCGAAAGAAGGGGGUACAGGGAGGAGCGAGAUCGCGAGAUACGGUCGGCAAACAUACGACGAUAACUUCGUAAGGCUUGGUAGAUCACCAGGCAACAACGACGCCAUGCGACGAGGCAAACUGACAGACAGAAAUUUCAUUCGCUUAGGAAGAUCCGGGCCACAGAACGACUAUGCCAGAGAAUGGGAGAAUUCGGAAAUGUCAGGCCGAUCUGACAACCCACCUACCAACAACAACUUUAUACGCCUGGGGAAAAGGGCGAAAGGCGGGGACGAACGCGAAAAUUUUGUACGUCCUGGACGCGAUGCCGAACAAACACCGGGCACUGAAAACAAGACCGUCAAACACACUCGAAACAGGCGAUCAGCGACAUUUUCUGGCGGCGAUGAAAACCCAGAAGACUCCUCCGACUGUCCCGUCGUUACUUCUAACAGCGCAAGCGACGACGACAAGAUAGCAUCGGCCUUUGAGUAUUCGCAGAUACCAUUUCAGUACUACUCCCCUCUCGCGUCGGGGAUACCAAAUUACAUUCUGGGCCCUUUAGGUAACGAGGAUGCGGCGAAAGGGAGGAAGGGGGGUGGGUUGCAAAAGAGACACUACAUACGGCUGGGCUGAACCACCCUGUAUUAGUGCAGCAAAUUUAACAGAUUAACUUCAUUGCUGCUGUACUGUCCAUGAUGAUGUUUCUUGCAUGCAACACAUAAAAUUGCUAAACGAUGUAAAAUCAUGGAGAAAUAUAAAACAUAAAAUAAAUAAUUUAUUUUUAAGUGUG